GUGUCAUUGUGAAAGAAAUGAUUUACGAUUUUGGACCAGAAGGCAACAAAACAAAAUUCUUGAUGAACAUGUCAGAAGAGGAUUUCAAAGCUAAGGAUGUCACAAAUAAAAUAUUUGAAAAGAUAUGGAACUAUGAAAAUCUAGAUAAUGCAUAUGGAAAACUGAAAGAUAUUGCAACACAACUGCUAGAACCUGUUACUGAUUGGAAGGUUCAAGAUUUCACAAAAAAUGUCAUCGAGGAGUUACAUAAAAUGUAUAAAGACUUUAGUCCAAGCUGCAUUCUAGAUGUUGCAGAAAAUGUAACAGAUCCACCUUGCCAUUCCUGUAUGAUAAAUAAAAAAGCAAAUCAGACAUCCAUGAAUCAAAAACACAAUGAAAACUGCAUUCAGAAAAUAGAAGUGUGCAUAGCAUGUGAGAAGAAUAGUUUUCUCAACCCAAUAACAUGUUACUGUGGUACAAAAUUAACACCUAAUAUUGGUAAUGGAUGGGCAGCGUUACUUGUAGCAGGAAAAGAUACGGAAGAUGCAAAAAGGGUUGAAAUAUCAAAGGCUUUGACCAAAGAUGUUAAGGAAUUGGAGAAGCUGUUGACAUCUCUUGCACCUCGAGUAUUUGGGAUAAGUAACAACAACGUUCGAACAGUUGUACCCUCUGCUCCAGACAAAAUAGAUGAUGGAGAAAAAUUGUGGCCAAAGGUCAAAGAAAACAUCACUUACUUUAGUGAGAAAACAGAUAUAAAUACCAUGCUUAUAUAUAUCUCCUGUCACGGAUCUCCAUCAAAUCAGUCUGAAGAUUCCAAGUUUCAUCUUGGAUCAAGUGAAGACAGUAUCACUCUUAGUCAGUUUAAAGAAGAGCUAAAGCAAUUGGAAAAUAUUGGUAAACUGAUAAUAGUGUUGGAUCGAUGCUACCCUCCAGUUCUAAACUUGGACACGAUACACAUUCAGAUGAACUCUUGUUCGCCAGACCAGAAGGCGCAGAUGGAUAAUAAUGGGAGCCUCUUUACAAGAUUUUUUAUCAGAGGUUUAAAAGCGAGGUCAGAGGGGGAAAUGUGUCCAGAUAAUUGUCAGCCUUGUAGUGACUACUGGAAUAGAAGUAAAGAUUUCAUUACAGUUACCAAUUUAUAUGACUACAUCAAAGGUCAUUUAACUGACCGAACUCCAGAAUGUGUGACACAUGUGUAUGAUCAUAACAUUGCAUUCUAUACAGGUGAUAGAGUGAAAAUAGAAUUCAGUCAUGAAGACUCCUCUAAAAACAUACCGCUUGAUCAUCUUAAAGAUAUGGACGAAUUGGAAAAGAAAUUGAAAGAAGUGUUUGGUCAAGAAACUGAUGAAGUCUGUAUACGAAGAGACACAUUAAGGAAGGAUGACGAACUGCACAAUUGUGACACCAUAGACAAAGUUAUGCUUGCUUGGGUUCAAAGACAACGACUAUAUGUUACUUUUAACGCUAAAAAAUAAUCAAGUGCACUUUUGACUUCUUAAAAUCUCGUCUUGCUGUCAUCAGAAACUGGAACAGGGUGUGUUUCUAUGUCACCAUAAAUCAGUAAAAGUUUUCUCUGUUGACCUGGGAAAAGUUACCAAACCGUGAGUGGAAUGGGAAAUGCACUGGAAUUAUUAAGAAAUUUUGGAUAAAAUUGUUGGCUUCAGAUGAAAACAAAUAUAUUAAGGUUUUUUUGAUGUCGAAACAAGAUAUUAUUGAAAAUCAAAACAGGAUGAAUUGGUAUUCAUUAUUGAAAGAUUUAUUAUAUACUCGUACUUUGGUUUUUAUUAAGUAAGGUUAUUUCAGACCGUUGGAUACACUGAACUAUUUUUAUGCCCCCGCCAUAUAAUGGAUGGGGCAUAUAGUGUUAUCCUGUUCGUCAUUCCUUCAUCAUCAGUUUCCGUUCAUUAUCUUAGUAACGGUUGCAAACAUUCAACUCAAAUUUGGCAAAUGCAUAUGUCAUGAGAAAUUACAGGUCAUGUUUGAAUUUGGUCAUUGUUCAAUGAUUUUGGCAAAGUUAUGCCCCUUUUACUAUGAAAAUAAUAUGAAAUUUUCAGUUUCCGUUCAUUAUCUCCCCAACGUAUUACAAAUUCAACUCAAACUUGACAUAUGGAUAUGUCAUGAAAAUGUACAGGUCAAGUUUGAAUUUGGUCAUGGUUCUUGGCAAAGUUAUGUCCCUUUUACUUUGAAAAUAAUAUGAAGUUUUCAGUUUCUGUUCAUUAUCUCCUGUAGGGUAUUACACAUUCAACUCAAAUUUUACAUAUGGUUACAUCAAAGAAAUACGUAGGUCAAGUUUAAAUUUUGUCAUGGUUCAAUGAUUUUUGGCAGAGUCAUGUCCCUUUAACUUUAAAAAAAGGCAAUUGUCAGUUCCCUUUCAAUAUCUCCCCAACAGUUGUACAUUUUCAACUCAAAUUAAAGAUAUGCUUUGGUAGUUUAGCGCGGAGGAAGGUAGUCUAGUACUGGUGUAACUCUCCAGGAACGAUGGUUAGGAAACUACCCGCCUAUAUGACUGAAAUACUGUUGAAAAAAGGCGUAAAAUGAAACAAACAAACAAACAAAAUAUCAUAAGAAUGCAUUGGUCAAUUUCCAGUUUGGUCAUGGUUUGAUGAUAACUGACAGAGUCAUCCCUCUUAGGAAUAAGCAGUUCAAGUUUGAAUUUGGUCGUGGUUCAAUGAUUUUGGAUAAAGUUAUCUCCCUUGAAUGUUGGAAAAAUUUAGAGUUUUCAGUUUCAGCACUCAUACUUUUGUGGAAAUGUAUGUAGCCAUUAAGUUGGCUAGAAAUAUGCAAUAUACAAUUUUCAAAAGGUUAACACUUAAUAGUUUCAGUGUCUUGAACUGUUUAAAAUGGUUUGUGUUAACAUUGAAUAGUUUUAAGGGCUUUGAACUUAAAAUGAAAAAAAUAAUUUGUGCAAACAAAUUAGGAACUAAAUAUUAUAACAUCUGAAAUAUUGGCUGCAUGCGGGGGCAUCCGUGGCGUGACAACACAUUUCUAGUUGUAUAAUGUGAAACAAAGAUUAAAGGAUCAGUUGUACAAAACUGGUAGACUAAAUAAUUCAAGUAAUGCUUUGUUUUAUAAGAACAUUUUAUCACAGAUAUCAACCAAAUCUUGAUUUGGUAAGCGUUUAGAAGUUCCGUGUUUGUUUAUCUCCAUUACGCUGAUCAUUUUAUUGAAAGUGGCCGAUGGACUAGACCUGUUAGCCAAUAAAUGAACGGUAAUGUACUUUUUGCGAUAAAUUGGAGAACAAAUAUCAUUCUGUUUUAGAAUCUGUUGUAUAUAACGAUUUGAGAAAGCAGUUUGUACCAACUAAUUAUUACAGACGACAAAUAUGCAUAAAUUUGUUGAUUUAAUCACUACAGAAUCUAAGCGUGUCAUAAGAAAUUUAAGUACAUAAUAAAAUUAUGUAGAAAAGCAUUUACAUUAAGAACA
Molecule: messenger RNA, 3402 nt
Organism: Ruditapes philippinarum (Manila clam)
Lineage: Eukaryota; Metazoa; Mollusca; Bivalvia; Venerida; Veneridae
Exons: 9
Coding region: 18-1454 (478 amino acids)
Source: RefSeq, a predicted model, not a curated record